Molecule: messenger RNA, 2126 nt
Organism: Carassius auratus (goldfish)
Lineage: Eukaryota; Metazoa; Chordata; Actinopteri; Cypriniformes; Cyprinidae
Exons: 9
Coding region: 804-2126 (440 amino acids)
Source: RefSeq, a predicted model, not a curated record
UGUUUCAGGCCAGCGCUGGGUUAUUUAACGCGCCUUGAAGAUGUUUAAAUCGCUCCCCAACUGUCAUUUUGGAAGGACAAAGGGGCAAAGCCACUGGUUUCAACUGUUUUAAGGUAAGUUUCUAUAAUGUUUUCAUAAAUAUUUUUUUUAAAUUAGCAGAAUUAAAUAAUUUUUCGCGGCAACGACUUUGUUAAACUUGUUAAAAUGUAAUUUUACAUUAGUUAUGUAAAAUGACACACAAUUUACUUCAGAAGGCUGUUCUACAUAUAAAGUUACUCGCAUAGUCGUUUUAAGGUAUAUAAAACGACAGAUUAAUAAAGUUUUAUUAAGUAGUAUCAGACAGUGAAGGUAAAAAAUAUGAAUAUCCCUGGAAAUAGUGGAAAGUGUCGUUGCUGAAACCGAAAAGUGAAUUGAACAAUGUGAGUCUAAUGAAUUUAAAACAAGUGAGGAGUAUUUUACUAUGAAUUUCACAGCUCGAAAGUAAAACGCCUACAAUUGUCCAUAUCAACAUGUAAAUCUGAUACAAAGUAACGUUACAUAAAAUGUCUCGGGUCUAAUUGAACCGACAAAUCGAAUCAAAUGAACCGGUUCAUCAAUUUUCGAACAAAGUGAUUCCCGCCGGAAAGGGAUCAACAUCUCAGGGCCUCUAGUUAAUAAACCUAACGUUCAAAGCACGCGCAUGUAUAGCGUGUUACAUGAGGUGAUUUGAUGUGAUUUAUAAUGUCCUUUUACGCACGUAAAUUGAGGAUUUAAGUAACGUAAUGUAAUUCAAAAUGUAUUUUUUUUUCUAGUAAGAAAAGCACAUGGAUUCAUUCGUGAGGGGAAAACUCGUCGAGUGGCAGUUACCCAGUCUUAUCGAGACAUUUAACGAUGAAGAAAUUGAUGAGGAAAGUUUCAUGCUACUUGAUGACCGUACAAUCACAAGCCUCAUACCAAAAGUUGGACUUCGUGUCAAGUUCCUAAAGUACCACAAAGAGCUCGUAAAGAAACAUGGGGUUGAAAAUGCCAGUCCUUCAGCUGUUCACAUAACUGACACAGAAGAAGCCACUGUUGCAGCAGGAGAUAAUGCAGAAGAUCUGGCAAUUACACCACUGCCAUUCAUUCAAAUAAUACCCAUUUUUAAUAUUAAAGAGAUUCUCAUGGCCUCUCAUGAGGGGAGAUGGAUUUCGGCUGCUUUAGAGAAGGAAAAAAGCAUCACAAUUAAACAGAGGCGUGCAUUGGUGCGACUCCUGGUGGCCUUUUUAAUUGAAAAGUUUGGCGAAAUGCCAACUUCUGACACCAAGAAGGCUAUGGCAGUGGCAUUAAUUGAAGAGUUUCCCUGCCUUAAAGACAUUAGAGGCAAUGGCUAUGAGGCAUUUUACACAGCAGGUCGAAACCACCAUCCAGCCACAGGCUUCAUUGAGGAGCGCUUACGAAACAUCAGAAAGAGAAUGAGAAAACUUUCCAGACCUCAAAGACAUGAAGAGGACACAUCACAUAGGAUGGUAAUCCCUGAACCUACUAUUCCAACGGAGAGAGCCCAAAGUCUUGUGAAGUGGCUGAAAAAUAAUCAUGCACCUAUUAACCAAGUGGUAGAGAAUAUGAAGGAGACAGCCUUAUAUCGGGCUAAGUGGAUACGACAGAAUAGGACAAAGAGUAUCACAGAGGUUCUCCAUGAGUUCCCGCAUCUCUUGAACACACCUGGCAUGAUUUCCCAAGACUUUGAUCAGGUCCAUGGAGAAACUGGGCUGAAGCUGUUUGAAUCGUGGGCCAAUUUCUUUGCUGACAGAAUUCUAAGGAUUGCAAGUCUUGUAAGUCUUGGGAGAACAUUCCACAAGGUUGGAACAAAUAUGGUUGAAUUCCUUAACCGGCCAGAGUCCACAAAAAACCAUCCUUUUGUCAUGGUGAUGGGAAAUGGCCAGCAAAUCUCCCAGGCAUUUGUGAUAAUCAAUGGACAGGCUCUGGAGCAGAGCACACUGCUCGCAGCUGUAGAUCUUUGUUUCAAAGCUUUCUAUGUCUUUGACAUGAACUACCCCAAGCAGUGCGCAUCGACCUGGGAGUUCAUGCAGCAUGUCGUCUUCCAAAUAGAGGGCAAUGAAACGUCUGCAGUUCGUUUUCUUCGCACAUCCUUAUUUGCUGAAGAGUAA